AUGCAAGAGUUCAAACGGACUCAUAGGCCCAUUCCACUUGAUUGUAUUCAUCCUCGUUGGAAGAAGUUAGAUUUUUUGGAGCCCCGACCUAUUGCUACAUCGAACAAUCCUCCAGAAAAUGCACAAUUAGAAUUAUUUGUGAAGUGGUUUCAAAGUUGUAGUUCUGAGACAAAGAGACAUGUUAGUAUGAAGUUACAAGAGAUUAUGAAUCCCACAUCUACCACGCUUACACAACCCCAGCUGAAGAUUAAAACAAAAGGUCGUCCAAAAGUUGACACAUCUACUCGACAUUUGCCUUCUGCUUUUGAGGUUGUCUUAUUUGGUCAAGAUAGUGCACAUUCGAUUGACAAAGUUGUUACAAGACCGCCAUGUAAGAAGCCAAUGACCAUACCCCAAAAGCGAUCAGUAUUCAAUAGUCAGACACAACCAUUGCCAUAUGUGAAUCCAAAGAAGCGGCCUUCGAAGCUACCUGUCUAUAGGCCUAAACCCAUUGUAGAUGACUCUUGCUUAACACCAGAAGGGGCACAAGAUGUUAAGAGUGAUGGUAAUUGUGGUUUUAGAGCCAUUGGAUCAUUGAUGGGAUUUGGUGACAAUGCUUGGCGCAAAGUACAUAGAGACUUGUUGAAGGAGUUGAGGAAAGAAUCUGUCAUAUACGAGUUAAUAUUAAAUGGUAAGGAAUGGCCACUUACAUUUUUUCCAUAUGAGACUGCUCCAUUGGAUUCUAUCUAUCGCCGUGAGAUUUCGAUUGGAUUUGUUAACCACAACCACUGGAUUAAGGUUUAUUUGGAAGGUCAACACCCUAUGCCACCAGUUGAUGAGCGUUGGUUGAGAUGUGCAACCAUAACUGCAUCAGAUUGGCUUACGCCAUAUCAGGAUCGUAUACGUCAAUUUAGAUAUGAAGCUGGUAUAGCAGACCCUUAUGAUAAUGACCAUAUAUUUAUUGAGUAG
Messenger RNA from Prunus dulcis (almond), 948 nucleotides. RefSeq lists its product as uncharacterized. Lineage: Eukaryota; Viridiplantae; Streptophyta; Magnoliopsida; Rosales; Rosaceae. The transcript has 5 exons. Bases 1 to 948 code for a protein of 315 amino acids. The record is from RefSeq and is a predicted model, not a curated record.